This is a messenger RNA of Bombus impatiens (common eastern bumble bee), 2650 nucleotides long. RefSeq names its product PR domain zinc finger protein 5-like. The transcript is spliced from 4 exons. The record is from RefSeq and is a predicted model, not a curated record. Gene Ontology annotation, biological process: regulation of transcription by RNA polymerase II. Lineage: Eukaryota; Metazoa; Arthropoda; Insecta; Hymenoptera; Apidae. The annotation marks the transcript as partial. Gene Ontology annotation, molecular function: DNA-binding transcription factor activity; RNA polymerase II cis-regulatory region sequence-specific DNA binding.
CUACUGUUAUCGUACAGUUAUGACAUAUUUUAAGGAAAACGCGAAUUGUUCUUUGAAGAUAUUAUUAAAGUCUACUACUCACUAAUCAUAGAUUUUCUUUGUGCACAGGCAAGCAGUUGGUCUAAUAAUAAUAAUAAUUUCAUAAAGCAAAUAGCUCGAGUGUUAAUUUGCGUACGCCCCGUUGAUGCAAUCUCCGUGGAUAUAAAAUUGGACAACAAAAUGGACCCUUCUGAAUAUACAAUAACAAUAAAAGAAGAGCCAAUCGAUUCAGAGAUCUGCGAUGAUUUGUCGCCAGUUGAUACAAAUACAGGGAAUAAAAAUGAAACAGCGACGUUUAAAGGUGAAUCUUCGGACGACGUUUAUUGUAACAAUGAAGAAUCCGCGUUUCCUCAAGAAAGUACGUAUUUAGAAAAUAACAAAUCGGAUCCUGAUAAACGAAAAAGUAAACAUAAAGUACCUUCAAACAACAGAAUAAGUUGCAAUGUUUGUUUGUUAACUUUUCAAGCUAAACAUUUAUUGGAACUGCAUAAUAAAUUAUAUAGCUGUAAUGUAUUUAAGUGUGAUAAUUGCACUGCAAUCUUCACUAUGCAUAUUUCGUUAAUACGUCAUUUAAAGAAGCGAUGUUGUACGAAAAAAUUGUCUGGAUAUAAGUGUAAUUUUUGUAACCGAAAGUUUUCCUAUAAAAGACAUGUCCAGUCUCAUUUAUUCCAUGCGCAUAGGAACGCAAUAUUUUCUGGUGGAAGCAAAAUUACGAAAACAUCUCCUGAAUCGUUAGGAAAGUCGAAUCAUUCGGAUGAUAUAAUCAUGGAAGAAUCAAAAACUUCACACAGUCCCUGCUCAAAGAACGUAAAUAGCUCAAUAAACAUAUCUUUGAAACUAUCUAAUGAUUCAAAGUCUAAUGGUUCAAACAAUACACCCACCAAGGGUUCGAGCAGCAAUAUCAAGUCUACGCAUCCGAAAUGGUUAAACGAUUCGCAUGGUACACCUUCGAAAAGAAUGAAGCAAUCCGUCCUUACAGACUUCAUAUCGACGUACAAAGACAAACCGAAUGACAGAUGGGUUAGCCCGGAAAAAGUUAUCGAUACGGAGAAUAUUCCUAUUACUGCGACUAUUAUUCCAACUUUAACGCUCGAGACAUUUAACAAUGAUAUCUUUAUUACUGAAAGCUCGAAUACCUCGCACAAUAUGUCUUACAACCUUAGGCCAGUGAAAAGAUGUUCUUCUUUAUAUGAUUCUUACGAUUUAUUGGAGUGUAAAGAAUGUGUGGUCCGCUUGGAGAAAUGCGACAAAUUCUUGGAGCCUACUAGUUUUGUGUCAAAUGAAGAUGAAGACGAAGACGAAGUCGAAGACACUUUCAAACGAGCAGUAUCGAAAAAUGUGAAAGAGAAAUUUGAAGGUUUUCGCGAAACAAGCUCGACAUGUAACUUGCCUUUGAAAGCUGACACGAUUGCGUCAAAGCGAUUCAAUGAAUUUGUAAAAUCUUUCGCUGAUGGAUUAAUCGUACCUCAACAAGAAUCGGUUGAAUUUCAGAAGAACUUUAAAGUCUGUCAGCAGAAAAUAAUUCAAUGUCAUAUUUGUAAAAAAUCGUUUUCUUCGAAGGAAAACCUGCGCGAGCACAUGAAAUUGUUCCAUACGAUUUACAUUUCGAGCAUAUGCAACGCGCGUUACACGUCCAUGAAUAAGUUACUAACUCACUAUCUACGUCAGCAUGGUGUGUUUAAACGAAGGGAAUGUUGCGUGUGUUAUGAGAAGUUUGACACGUCGGCACUGUUGAAGCGACACAUGAUUCUGCAUUGUUUGAAGACCAUAAGGUCAAAAAAGGACGCUUCACCGGUUGAUAUUGAAAUAAAUUGCAAUGCAUUCAAGAAACAACACAAAUGCAAAGGUUGUCGUAAACGAUUUUGGCUAUACUCAUGUUUGAAACAACACGAGAAUGUAUGUCGUCGAAUGAAAGUGUUAAGAAAUAAACAACGCGUACCUCGUAUAAACCAUUCGUCUCGGUCCUUGAAAGAAUCAAGUGACAUGGAACUCGGCAUAGUACAGUCGCUUGAUUUGGAACAAACGUUGGAUGUUUCGGGUGGGACGACAAGAUCUUUGAAAAAUUAUUUGACUCCGAGUGCGCUUAAUACGGAUGAUACUUCCUCUUCGUCAUUCGAUACAGCUGCAAAACACAGAAGGUUACUUGAUGGGAUUGCAUGUGUAAAGGGUCAUCAAGCCGACAAGAUGAACAGAAAAAAGUUUCCUUGCACUACUUGUGGAACACAAUUCCAAACAUUUAAAAAUUUGUGCAUACACGAGCGCACCUAUCGUCAAACAGCCACAGAAAAGUGUAACGUUUGUAACACGAUGUUUUCCACUAAAAGAUUCUUACAGUUUCACAUGCUUGCUACUCAUGCGCCUUCGUGUUCGGUGAACUACAAAUUCUUUUGUAAGUUCUGCAAUCAAGGAUUUGUUAAGAAACAGAGUCUUCAAAUUCACGAACGACACUUGCAUAUUGGGCAAGAUUCUAGGCUGGUGCUGAAUUCCGAUUGUGUUGUGGAAGAUAAACCAAUCUGUAAUAUAUGCCAUUUGUUAUUCGAAUCCUACGAACGUUUAGUCGAGCAUAACACGUAUUAUUACAAGGGUAAUGAUUUUUUAUGCGCAAUAUGUG